Molecule: messenger RNA, 3334 nt
Organism: Misgurnus anguillicaudatus (oriental weatherfish)
Lineage: Eukaryota; Metazoa; Chordata; Actinopteri; Cypriniformes; Cobitidae
Source: RefSeq, a predicted model, not a curated record
GCAUGAGGUCGAAAAACGCCUUUCUCCCAUACCGCCUGAAACACAGAGCUUGAAAGAUGAGGCGCUUUCUGAAACGACACAAAAGUGCGAUACGGAUUCCCGUCUGAUGAAUGAAAGCGCGGAUUUGCCCUUUCAUGCGGAUUUAAAACUUUCAUUUGUGCGGCUCUGUUUGGGCCUCAGCAGACCCCUUGACACUACUCUGCACCCCUGAGAAGAUAUUUAUUAUUUAUCAAGACAAUGAGUGAACAGGGUUUUUCUGCCACCGCUCUACUUAAGCGCUAUCGUUUGGCCACAACGGAGUCAAACUCGGUCUCCUCCUCGCCAUCUGGGACUGCUGCCCAGGACUCAUCAGAGGGUAAGGACCCUUCAGCAGAUGAAGAUUCAAAUUUUCCCAUGUCGUCUCUGGCGGAACUAGUGGAGAAUGAGGAUGAACCACAGCCAGCCCAAGAUUCGCCACAGGGUCCAGCUCGAACGGGGCAAAAUCUUGACCCGAAGCAGAACAUGCGAAUAAGGUUCCCGGGGCCUUUUAAAAAGGCGGUUCCUAAUCCUAUGGACCUCCUGGAGUCUGAGUAUCCAGUAGCACCUGGACCAAAGAAGGCACCUAUGGACUCUCUGUUUGACUAUGGCAGCUGUAGAGAGACCAACAAUCAGAAGAAACGCAGGAAGAAGCUUCCACGGGGGAAGGCAGAAAUGGAGAUGUCAUGUGACGAUGGAUCCCCAGAACCUCAAGUCCUUAAAGUCUUCAACCGCUGGCUGCUGUUUGAAGCCGUAUCACGAGCGGACCCGAAAGCUCUGGAUGGUCUCCUACCAUAUCUACAGUUGCAAGAAAAGAGGCUAACAGAUGAAGAGUUCAAAGAGCCUUCUACAGGGAAGACAUGUCUACCAAAAGCUCUACUGAAUCUGCAGAACGGACAAAACGACACCAUCCCCAUUCUGUUGGACAUCGCAGAACAGACAGGAAACCUGAGAGAGUUUAUCAACACACCAUUUAGAGACGUAUAUUACCGAGGUCAGACGGCACUGCAUAUUGCCAUAGAGCGCCGUUGCAAACAGUAUGUACAGCUUCUGGUGGAGAAGGAGGCCGAUGUUCAUGCCCAAGCCAGGGGCCGAUUCUUUCAACCCAAAGAAGAGGGUGGAUACUUCUACUUUGGUGAGCUUCCCCUUUCGCUCGCAGCUUGUACCAACCAGCCGGACAUGGUGCAUUACCUGACCGAGAAUACACACAAAACGGCAGAUCUGCGAAGGCAGGACUCCAGGGGAAACACAGUGCUGCAUGCCCUGGUUCAUAUCGCAGAUAACACCCGAGACAACACUCGCUUUGUCACCAAGAUGUACGACUUGCUGCUCAUUAAAUGUUGCAAGCAGUACCCAGACUGCAACCUGGAGAAUAUACUUAACAAUGAUGGCAUGUCCCCCCUCAUGAUGGCUGCCAAGCUGGGCAAACUUGGGGUUUUCCAACACAUCAUUCGGAGAGAGAUUAAAGAUGAGGAGGCCCGACAUUUCUCUCGAAAAUUUAAGGACUGGGCGUACGGACCCGUGUACUCCAAUCUCUAUGAUCUUUCCUCCCUGGAUACCUGUGGAGAGGAAGUAUCUGUUCUGGAGAUACUUGUCUACAACAGCAAGAUUGAGAAUCGUCAUGAGAUGCUGGCUGUGGAGCCCAUUAAUGAGCUGCUGAGGGCCAAGUGGCAGAAGUUUGCUGCUGUGACUUUUUACAUCAGUGUGUUUUCAUACCUUGUCACCAUGAUCAUCUUCACUCUUGUGGCCUACUAUCGCCCAUCAGAGGGAAAACCCCCCUACUCCUAUAACACUACCGGAGACAAGCUACGUUUGGCAGGGGAGCUCAUAACCGUGACCUCUGGCCUAUUUUUCUUCAUAACGAAUAUUAAGGAUCUUUUCCUGAAGAAGUGCCCAGGGGUGAAUUCUUUAUUUAAUGAUGGAUCCUUUCAAGUGCUCUACUUUAUCUACUCCGUGCUGAUUCUGGUGACCGCAGCGCUAUAUCUGUCAGGAAUCGAGGCUUACGUGUCUGUGAUGGUGUUUGCUCUCGCUCUGGGUUGGAUGAACACACUUUAUUUUACCAGAGGCCUUAAACUCACUGGAACCUACAGCAUCAUGAUCCAGAAGAUUCUCAUUAAAGAUUUGUUCCGGUUCCUGCUGGUGUAUGUGCUCUUCAUGAUUGGCUAUGCAUCAGCGUUAGUUUCUCUCCUGAACAUCUGCCCUGAGAAGAAGACCUGCAACGAUUCCUGCCCCACAUACCCAGAAUGCCGAGACACAAACACAUUCAGUGAAUUUCUGCUCGAUCUGUUUAAGCUGACCAUUGGCAUUGGAGACCUAGAUAGCAUGCUUAAAGGAGCAAAGUACCCCGGUGUGUUCCUCGUUCUCCUGGUCACAUACAUUAUUCUCACCUUCGUCCUGUUACUCAACAUGUUAAUCGCUUUGAUGGGGGAGACGGUGGGUCAGGUGUCCAAAGAAAGCAAGCAGAUCUGGAAACUGCAGUGGGCAACCACUAUCCUGGACAUCGAGCGUUCCUUCCCUGUGUGUCUGCGGAGGUCUUUCCGGGUUGGAGAGAUGGUUACUUUAGGCAAGAACUUGGAUGGAAUGCCGGACAAACGUUGGUGCUUCAGAGUCGAUGAGGUGAAGUGGUCCCACUGGAAUCAAAAUCUAGGGAUCAUAAAUGAGGAUCCUGGCCAGAAAGACUAUUAUGAAAACACGCAAGGAGGGCGGGGCCUUCGCAGAGAUCGCUGGUCCACGGUCGUCCCAAGAGUGGUUGAACAGAACAGGGGUACAAGAGAUCAUUGUGUAGAGAUGGAGCUGCUCACAGCCAAACACAGACACAAAUCUGAAAGCUAAAGCUGGACAAUUAUGUAUUUUUUUUUUUAUUAAAACUGCCAGUAGUUCUAGAGUCCAUAUUAGAACAGCCAUAUAGUUUUUUUUUAUUUACUUUUUAUCAUGAUGUAUUAUGUAUACUGUAUAUAGACCCAUGAAACACUCAGGGACAAUCUGUUUUUUAGGAAAUCUGUUAUGUACAAGAGAGAUUGGGGUGUUUCUCAUGGCGUGUGCAAUAGAUUGUAUAAAUGAAAAGUUUUUAAGUUAUUUCGACGCACACAGUGCCUUUGAUCUGGGUAUCGGUGUCUACAGUGCAUUUACUGUAUGCGUUCUGUUCUUCCGCUGACAACCUUGGCAUUAUUUUAUGGAUCAAUUUUAUGUCAUCAAUUUUCAUUACCUCAGUGUAAAAAGUGCCUUGUGAUAAUCACCGCAUAAAUUUGAUGAAAUAUCAUACUCUUGUGCUUACCAUAAUGGUAAAGACUAAAUAAAAAAGGAUCAAUUUUGUUUUAGA